Balaenoptera musculus (blue whale) is the source of this 1013-nucleotide messenger RNA. It is a transcript of the gene C15H16orf91, whose product is annotated as chromosome 15 C16orf91 homolog. The record is from RefSeq and is a predicted model, not a curated record. Bases 130 to 537 code for a protein of 135 amino acids. Lineage: Eukaryota; Metazoa; Chordata; Mammalia; Artiodactyla; Balaenopteridae. The transcript has 2 exons.
GUUGAGCGAGUGGGUCCACGUUCUGUAGUCGUGAGCGGAGGCCAGGAACAGCGCGCGGCUUCCGGCUUCGUGCGACGGAAGUGACGCGACGCUGGGCGCGGCGGCGCCGAGUGCAGAGCCGGGGUCGCGAUGAAUUGCGUGCUGUGUGCGCCGGCUGCUGGGGCCCUCCGGGUGCUGAGGCUCGUGCGCUGGCCUUUCCGAAGCCUGCAUCCUCCGCCCGGUGGCCGGGCUCGUGCCCAGCCCGCGGCCGAUGGUGAGGAAGAGGAUGACCCUAACCGCCCCCUUCAGUUUUCCUCCAGCAAAGCCAUCCCGUUCCGCUGGACAGUGAAGCACUCCCUGGGAAGGGAGCAGCAGCGGCCCUGGUGGAGGGUGCUGCCCUUCAGCCUGUGCCUCAUGGUUCUGGUCAUCUGGUGCUUCUUUAGGCAGGAGACCAGCGCGGACCGGUGGUUGAGACGGAUGUUGGAAGAAGAGGUACCGGAGCCCACCGAUCGUUCUGAAGAGCCUGGAACUCCGGUGGCCCAUGGGGCGAGAACUUAAUGGGGUGCCAGCAGCGAGGGGACAGAUCUCAGUCUUUAGGCUUUGACGUCGCGUUUGACCGUUUCUGUCCUGGUUACGCGCGUCCCCAGACUGAAGGACUUGGAUGGCGCGCCUGGCAAAGCUGACUCGUUGAAGGCAAAGCAGAAUGUCAGCAAAUCGGAACCGGCUCUUUGCCUGAUACUUGUUGCCAUCGAAUACGUCCAAAAGACUUUUCAGGUCCAUAGAAAGGGUUUUGGUUGCAGCGUGUGCUGUUGGAUUUGUGAUGUCUUUGUACAACAUUAUCACGUUUCCAAAGGGAUGCUGGUGACACUUGUAAUCCAGUGUGAUCCACUUUGCAGGUCAUUUGCUUUCUGAGACAGAAUAACUAGCAGAAGAGUUAAACGUUUUGUUUUACAAUGUACCGUGAUGUGUAUAAAUUGAUGUUAGUUUAACAGACUAACAAUAAAUAUUAAUUUGGUAAUGUGGAAUUAAGCCAA